Molecule: messenger RNA, 1213 nt
Organism: Hyaloscypha bicolor E
Lineage: Eukaryota; Fungi; Ascomycota; Leotiomycetes; Helotiales; Hyaloscyphaceae
Product: NADP-dependent L-serine/L-allo-threonine dehydrogenase ydfG
Exons: 5
Coding region: 160-1065 (301 amino acids)
Cellular component (GO): cytosol
Molecular function (GO): oxidoreductase activity
Source: RefSeq, a predicted model, not a curated record
CAAACACGGUCAUGAUGAGACGAGGAUGUCACCGCGGCCGAUCGUCGGCAUUCAAUGUGGGGUUGCUGCAAGGCUCUCCGCAGCUCUGCAUCAGCAACAAACAAUUUCCAAGCACGUCUUCCCCCUCCCACUCUUACCAAUCCUCAAUAAAAACCACGUAUGCGCCCCCUACGAACCAGUGCCCAUUUUCUCCGCACACUCAGUAGCCUCCGCGCACCUCUCAAUCCCCUCCACAAGCCCAUCCGAGGCAUGGCCACCUCCGCAAUGUCAAAACGCCUUGAAGGCAAAACCAUCGUCAUAACUGGCGCCUCCUCAGGCAUUGGCCGCUCCACCGCCAUCGAAUUCGCGCGCACGAGUCCGAAGAAUCUGCGGUUGAUCUUGACAGCGAGGAGGAUCGAUACCUUGAAAGAGAUUGCGGAGGAGAUCAAGAAGGAGGUGGGGGAGGGCGUGAAAGUCCUGCCGUUUAAGCUGGAUGUUAGUUCUCCUGAUGAGGUACGGGGUUUUGUGGGGAAUCUGCCGGAGGAGUGGAGGGAGAUUGAUGUUUUGGUUAAUAAUGCGGGACUUGUGAAGGGUGUUGAUAAGGCACCGGAGAUUAAGGAGGAUGAUAUCAAUGUUAUGUUUGCGACGAAUGUUACGGGUCUGAUCAAUAUGACUCAAGCUGUUCUACCGAUCUUCAAGAAGAGGGCAGAUGGUGGUGCCGGGGAUAUUAUAAACGUUGGCAGUAUUGCGGGCAGAGAACCAUACCAGGGAGGAAGCAUUUAUUGUGCCACGAAGGCGGCAGUGCGGAGUUUUACGGAUUCGUUGAGGAGAGAGUUGAUUGCUACGCGUAUCAGAGUUAUUGAGGUUGAUCCAGGACAGGUCGAGACUGAAUUCUCCGUUGUCAGAUUUUAUGGGGAUAAGGCGAAAGCUAAUGCUGUUUAUGCUGGCUGUGAACCUUUGACUCCUGAAGAUAUUGCGGAGGUUAUUGUUUUCACGGCUGGACGGAGGGAGAAUGUUGUCAUUGCGGACACAUUGGUCUUCCCUAAUCAUCAGGCCGCUGCUACUGUCAUGCAUAAGAAGUCGUAGAGAUGCUGAUGAAUAUGCAGGCUGGUACUGGCGGAGCUAUGUAUAAGAAACCUCGAUUUGAAGAAAGAAAAAGUCAAUGAAAAGUAGAAAGUACAUAGCUCAUAGCUCAUAGAAAAUGAACUGGUGGAAGCAUGUGGGUUAUCAGGCA